UUGCAGAAGGCGGUGGCCGAGGGGGAAGAAGAAGGAGUAGAGCUUCUAUCCUCCAAACGAUACCAACUUCACGACGGCCUCAUUAAGCGCGAGGACCGAGUGUUCGUCCCAGAACAUUUACGUCCACAGAUCCUGCGAUACCGCCAUGACGCAGCGACAGCAGGUCACUGCGGGAACCGAAAGACACUUGAGUUGGUUCAGCGCGACUUUGUCUGGCCUGGAAUGAGAAAGUACGUGGAGCAGUACGUCCACACUUGCCCAGUUUGCCAGAUGGUGAAGCAUGCGAGGCACGUACCAUACGGUCUCUUGACUCCUAAUGAGGCCGCAGACAAGCCUUUCGGCGACUGGUCCAUCGACUUUGUGACCGGAUUGCCAGAUUCUCAAGGGUUUAACGCAGUCAUGGUCUGCAUCGAUCGACUGACUCGAGUUGCACAUUUCAUUCCGACGACAAAGUCUGUCACGGCGGAGGAAUCGGCUCAGUUGUUCCUGGAGAAUGUCGUGAAGCUGCACGGCGUUCCGGUUCGUGUCUUGUCUGAUCACGGACCACAGUUCAUUGCAAAGUUCGGGAAGAAGCUAUGGAAGGCGAUGGACAUCGACCUCUCCUACUCUAGCGCGUAUCAUCCACAAGGAAACGGUCUUGUGGAACGGGUGAAUCAAGCGCUGGAGUCAUACCUGCGAGCGUACGUCAGUGAAGCCGAGGACUGGGCAAGACUCCUUUGGUUGUGCGAGUUCACGUACAACAACACGGUGCACGCGGCGAUCCAGUGCAUUCCGUUCAUGGCCAUGUACGGGUUUCAGCCGGAAAUGGAUGAGAUUAACUUCAAGUCGCCGAAGGCACCUCAAACGGCAGCUGAUCGCGUGGAGGAACUCAAGGCACUGCGUUUCUCGUUGAGAGCGAAUAUUCACCGAGCAAACAUGUCCGCAGCCAAGUUCUAUGAUCGGCACCACAAGGCAGCACCUCCGAUCACGGUGGGCAGUUUAGUCACAGUUCUGCGUCGCAGUCAGACUGCCGAACAACCGUAUGCCAAGUUGGCGUACGUACGCGAUGGUCCCUUCAAGGUCGUGAAGCAGAUCAAUGAGCGUGCCUUUGAGCUGGAUCUAGCCUACGCGAGAGGAGUUUCACGAAUGGAUCGCCGUCGGUCCAGGCGAAUCAUGUUCAACCCACGGCUAGUCGCACGCCCGCUGCUCCAGCUGGCCAAGCUCCACCUCAAGCUAGUGCGACACCCGUUGCUACGCGUUCAGUGGCAACCCCAUCUGCAGUUGCUGCACGUUCCGUAG
Molecule: messenger RNA, 1278 nt
Organism: Capsaspora owczarzaki ATCC 30864
Lineage: Eukaryota; Filasterea; Ministeriida; Capsasporidae
Exons: 2
Biological process (GO): DNA integration
Molecular function (GO): nucleic acid binding
Source: RefSeq, a predicted model, not a curated record